AUGUCGCGCCUGAGCGAGCUGACUGCCCUCAUCCAGCGUGAGACGGCCAAGAUCGAGCAAUAUCUCGCCGCCAAUGGCCUGCCUGCGCUGUCGUUCGAUCCGCAUGCGCCGCUCGACUUCCCUGUGCCUGCGAGCAACACCGAGAUCCAGCAGGCCCGCCGCGCCGUCAUCAAUGCGACGCAGGAGCUGCAUGACUUGAUGGUUGGGCCGAGCGAAAGCAUGCGCUGGCUUGCGUGGAGCUACAACGACAACCUCAGCCUCCAGGCUGUAUACAACUUCGGCAUCCCCCAGGCCGUGCCCCUGGACCGCGACAUUUCCUUCGAUGACCUCGCCACCGCCGUCAAUGUCGAUGUCGUCAACGUCAAGCGCAUUGUGCGCCAUGCCAUCACGAACCGCGUCUUUUGCGAGCCGCGCCCUGGCUACGUCGCCCACACCGCCGCCUCCAUGGCCCUGCUCGACCCGACCAUGAACGACUGGGUCGGCCUGUGCAGCUCUGACUUCUUCCCUGCAGCUGCGCGCACGGUCGACGCCAUGCAGAAGUGGCCGGCUUCACAGGAGCCCACUCAGUGCGGCUUCUCCGUCGCCUGGGACAUCGACGUGCCCAUGUUCGUCGAGAUUGGCCGCAAUCCGGCGCGCGCGAAGCGCUUUGGGCGCGCCAUGCAUUCGCUCACCGGCGGUGAGGGCUACGAGGUCGACUACCUCGUCAACGGCUACCCGUGGGACGCCCUCGGCAAGGCGACCGUCGUCGAUGUUGGCGGGUCGCACGGUUUCGUGCCCGUCGCGCUCGCCAAGCGCUUCCCCGAUCUCCGUUUUGUCGUGCAGGAUCUCCCCAAGACCGUAGCCGACGGCCCCGCCCAUAUUCCCCCCGAGUUCGCGGACCGCAUCGAGUUCCAGGCCCACGACUUCUUCACCGAACAGCCUGUGGCUGGCGCCGACGUCUACUUUUUCCGCUGGAUCUUCCACAAUUGGUCGGACAAAUACUGCGAGAAAAUGCUUAAAUGCCUGAUCCCUGCUCUCAAGCCGGGGGCGCGCAUCCUCGUCAACGAAAACAUCCUGCCAAAACCUGGGACCGAAAACCCCUGGGACGAGAAGAUCAUCAGAUCCAUGGACAUGACUAUGCUGCAGCUGCUCAACGCCCGUGAGCGCGCCGAGGACGAUUAUGCCGACCUCUUCCAAAGGACCGACCCGCGCUUCAAGUUCGUGGGCAUCAAGCGUCCAGAAGGCAGCCGCACUUGCACCAUCGAAGCUAUUUGGCUUCCUGACUCUGACACCACCCAGAAUGGAAAUGUUGCUGCUCUCAGCGCGCCCCCCGUUCAAGGCGAGAAACGGGACUACGACGCGUUCCACUCACCCGCACCAACCGAGAACAACGGUACUACUGUCAAUGGCAAGCAUGACCAUACCGCAGCUGACACUCCGAUGGAGACGUCUUUUCCCAGUAAUGAUAUUAUCGGAAAUGAGCAUGCUACAGCCAUCGACCCGCCGAACAAGGCAGUCGAAAGUGCUGCGGGUCCCGCGGAUAAAGCGUAA
Messenger RNA from Lasiodiplodia theobromae, 1530 nucleotides. RefSeq names its product O-methyltransferase. Gene Ontology annotation, molecular function: O-methyltransferase activity. NCBI's taxonomy places the organism in Eukaryota, Fungi, Ascomycota, Dothideomycetes, Botryosphaeriales, Botryosphaeriaceae. The record is from RefSeq and is a predicted model, not a curated record. Bases 1 to 1530 code for a protein of 509 amino acids. The transcript is spliced from 4 exons.